GUUUUUGUAAUUGGAAUACCAUUAAACGGUCGUUCAUUAUAAUCUGGCAAUGAGUUCUGAUAUCCGAUCAGUACCUCUGGGCACGUCAUAUUCUGAGGAUUCCUUAACCGAUUCAUCAAAGGGUUGGUCAAGUCCAUUCAGUAUUUCACAGUGUAAAUAUGAUAGUCCGGAGACCGGCAUCAUCGGAACAUCUGAAAGUCCAACAACAGAGUACAGUGAUAGAAACGAAAAGUGUCAAGCUAUUGCUGGAUCGAUGAUUGCCAUGGAUACCAUAAAAGCAUCCAGUCUUCUUGUAGAGCAUAACCUGGGAAAAGUUGAGAGAAUGAUUAUUUCAUCUCGAAAACAACCGAAUCAUGCUGGCCAAAUUAUCACUAAUCUCUUGCCAGAUGACAAUACACAAAUGACCAGCCAGUCAUCGAUGUUAUGGACUGAGAAAUCAGUAAAAACAUGCAUUCCAACAAACCAUACAACUUCGUCAACAACGUCAGGAGAAGGAUUUUUUGAACGAGAUCAUGACUUAUCAGAAUGGUCAAAUGACAAACAUUAUAAAACGCUGAACAACGAAAUUUCCAAAACCGAAAAUAUUAAAGCUGAGGAAAAUCAUGAUGUUGAAGUGAAGCCAUCGAAUCAAAUAAAACAGCAGGAAAUAGCAAGCAGGAAUGGUCCAUGUGAUAUUCAUGUUAAGGCAAGUAGAUGUAUCGACUUAGCACUGCAAGCAUCCACACCGAUCACGUUCAUUCUUACAGGCAUCACGACUUCACGUGAAAUACGUAUAAGAAAAUUAUUUGUUAAUGGACAAAAAUACGUUUUCGUGUAA
Loa loa (African eye worm) is the source of this 817-nucleotide messenger RNA. RefSeq lists its product as hypothetical. The record is from RefSeq and is a predicted model, not a curated record. NCBI's taxonomy places the organism in Eukaryota, Metazoa, Nematoda, Chromadorea, Rhabditida, Onchocercidae. The transcript has 7 exons. The coding region runs from base 50 to 817 and encodes 255 amino acids.